AUGGUGCUGCAUCAAUUCGAUUAUAUAUUCGGGAUCGCCAUGGUGUUCGGCUUUUUGGACGCCUUCAACAUAGGAGCCAACGAUGUGGCCAAUUCGUUCGCGUCGUCGAUCUCGUCCAGAUCGCUGACCUACUGGCAAGCAAUGGUCUUGGCCGGUCUGUGCGAGUUUCUGGGCGCGGUUCUCGCCGGUGCCAGGGUCUCCAGCACCAUCAAAAAUAAUAUCAUCGACGCCGCAGUCUACAGCAAAGACCCGGCCGUUUUGAUGCUGACGAUGUCAUGCGCGCUCAUCGGCUCGUCGAUCUGGCUGACCAUCGCUACCGCCAUCGGACUGCCGGUCUCCACAACCCACUCCAUUGUCGGAGGCACCAUCGGCGCCGGUAUCGCUGCAGGCGGCGCCAGCGGCGUUCGCUGGGGCUGGGAAGGUGUUUCUCAGAUCAUCGCGUCCUGGUUUAUCGCGCCAGUGCUCGCAGGUGCCAUUACCGCCACGGUUUUCCUCAUCUCCAACAUAUGCGUCUUGCGUAUCAGACCAAUCGAAAGAUCUAUCAAAAACGCUUUGCUGUUGGUUGGAUUCCUGGUUUUCGCUACUUUCUCCGUUCUUACCAUGCUGAUCGUGUGGAAGGGCUCGCCCAACUUGCACUUGGACGAUCUGUCUGGAAAGGAAACCGUCCUGUCGAUCCUACUCACUGGCUUAAUCGCGUCACUCGUGUAUUUCACGUUCUUCUACCCAUUCUACCGCAGAAAGCUCUUGCACAAGGACUGGACCCUAUCGCUCUUGGAUCUCUUCAAAGGACCAGCAUUCUACUUCAAGUCCACCGACAAUAUUCCUGCGAUGCCAGAGGGUCACGAUCUCACCAUCGAUUACUACGAGGGAAGACGGGUCACAGAAGACUCUAGUGUGACGACUGAGGACGAAGAGAACAAGGUUACCUUGAAACAAGAAACUGACAUCGAAAGUACCAAGACAGUAGCGGUGGAAGACAAAAGCGAAAACAGGACCACCAGACAAAUUUGGUGGCAGCUACUAAUACAGGGCCCCAGAUUCUGGCCACGCUUGAUGUGGCUUGUCAUUUCCCAUGGAUGGACUCAAGACGUUUUGGGCGCCCAGGUGAACUCCAAGGAUAUGCUGUCUGGCGAUCUUAAAGACAUGUACAAAAGAUCUCAAUUUUACGACAACAGAGUGGAAUACGUAUACUCCGUUUUGCAGGCCAUUACUGCUGCAACGAUGUCGUUUGCACACGGUGCCAACGACGUCGCUAACGCUACUGGACCAUUGUCUGCGGUUUACGAAAUAUGGCAGACAAACCGUAACGGCUCCAAAUCCGAAGUGCCAGUGUGGAUCCUAGCGUACUGCGCUGCUGCCUUGGUUCUCGGAUGCUGGACUUGCGGUUACAAGAUCAUCAAAAAUCUGGGAAACAAAAUCAUUUUGCAGUCGCCCUCCAGAGGGUUUUCCAUUGAGUUCUCGGCUGCAGUAACAUCCGUGAUGGCCACUCAGUUGGCAAUCCCCAGUUCCACAACUCAGAUCGCUGUCGGGGGUAUUGUCGCCGUUGGCCUGUGCAACAGAGACAUGAAAUCCGUCAACUGGAGAAUGGUGGCCUGGUGUUACUUGGGAUGGUUCCUGACUUUGCCUAUUGCCGGACUAAUCGCUGGUCUUCUCAACGCCCUAAUUUUGUAUGCCCCACGCUUCGGUGGUGAAUAUACCAUGACCUGA
This is a messenger RNA of Lachancea meyersii CBS 8951, 1707 nucleotides long. The record is from the annotation of a GenBank genome assembly. Lineage: Eukaryota; Fungi; Ascomycota; Saccharomycetes; Saccharomycetales; Saccharomycetaceae.